Chlorocebus sabaeus (green monkey) is the source of this 7407-nucleotide messenger RNA. The record is from RefSeq and is a predicted model, not a curated record. Lineage: Eukaryota; Metazoa; Chordata; Mammalia; Primates; Cercopithecidae.
AGUAGGUUUUAGUAGCGUUGUAUUUUUAGGAUUUCUCCAUGUUGAUCAGGCUGGUCUCAAACUCCCAACCUCAGGUGAUCUGCCCGCCUCUGCCUCCCAAAGUGCUGGGAUUACAGGCAUGAGCCAUCGUGCCUGGCCAGUAGAACUCACACUUUUAAUCUCUGCAUUGUGCUUGGCAUGGUAAUAAUGCCAAUAUUUGCCAGGUGUAGAAGCCUAGGCCAGAUAGUUCUCAGGGUCUCAGGGAGAUGGGGGUUCUUGGGGCCAUGGAGCCAUGCUCCCCCAGGAGCCUGGAUUCCCCGCCUAUAUUGAUCCCUCUAUUUCUCCUCCAACCCUGGACACCUUCCUUGCCUUCUGCCCCUAUUCCUAAGUUUAUUAUCUCCAAGGAGGUCGGAUCCUUGUCCUAAAGUAGGGCUCAGGGCCUUGAAAUGCUCUUCUGUGAGCUCAAGACUGGUGAGAGCAAGGCCUGGGCUCCCCACCUGAGCAGAAUAGUGCACCUUGAGCCUGAGUGCAGUGGAUAAUGGAGGGAGAUCAAGGGCAGCUCCUUUCCCAGGGCUCCCCACAGAAUGCUGCUCUGCUCCCCAGCAGAAUUUUCUGCCCGCGCACCUCCCAGCCACGUUCACCACCCUUCUCCUCCAGAGUCAGCUUUAGAAGAGUUUCCAAAACUAUCAGGUCUCCAGCUCCAGCCUAGUGAGGGGCCCUCCUUCCAGGCCUGGACCCCACCAGGGAGAGGGCUGUCAUAGAAGGCGGCACAGGUGGCUGAGAGUUGAGGACAUAGGGGAGGCAAAGGUGGCUGGGGCCUUGGCUUCAUCCAUCCCCAUCUGGCAUUUCCAGAAGUUCUUUAUAUUGCGCUGCUAUGUUUCCUUGCUGCAGCUACAGCCCAGAAUUAGUCUGAGGACUUCUGGUCAUUUGCGGGAGAGUUUAAGCCAAACCAAACUCUGGCCUGAUCUCCCCACAUUGCCCCCCACUCACAGGACCCCAUACUUAAGAGACAAUUUGGGUCCUUGACCCUGGCACCAAAUUGCAUUCAUUCCCACUCUCAGCCCCCAAAUAAGCUUCCUGUGUGUCAGGCACUGUCCCUGUUCCUUCCAGUCAGACCAUCCAGCUGAGCACACUGUAUUCAUGGCUGGGUGCACGGUCCCUGAGGGAGGGGCUGGAGGCAGCUGCCGGUGUUUGGCCCAGGGCUCACACGCCAGGGCUUCAGUUAGCACUUAGCUGCCCAACUACUCUCCAGAUGCUUGACUCAUGGGCCCUGCUGAGCCUGCUAGCUGCAGAGCACCCAUCCCGAGGCAUCUGAGCCUGGCGAGCGGCCAGCAGGGACACCAGAGGAGCUCUAGCUCAGUUCUCAGACCCCCAGGGGGCACAGGGAGAGGUGGAUGAGGUCAACCAGCUCGAGAGAUCAGCAUGCGGCAGCCACUUCCCAGACCCUUUGUGACCCCAGUGGGCCACCUCGAGACGAGUGCACACCAUGUAAUCCAUCCAGAUCUCUGUAGCAGCCUCCACAGGCAGCUGCUCAGCCAAGUGGCAGGAGCAGCAAGUGCCAAGGAGGCCUUCCAAGGUCAUCUCUUCCAUUCCCCUGCAUCCAAGUAGGAAAGGCCACAUCCUUUUUUUGCAUGCCCCUGUCAGUGACUCACAGUCCUGGUGCCUGGAAAGAUCUUCUGAGUGUCUGGUCUCAGUCUUUCCUGUUGUGGGCCACGUUCAUCUCUAGUUCAGCUCUCACAGCAGUGAGAAUAAGUGUCCUAGUGCCUUGGUCCUCAGUGACCUUUGUCUGGCAGUAACCUAAGGCACACCAGGGGAGGAGACAGAAGAGGGGAAAGGGAAAAUCCAGAAUGUUUUAAAAAGUGAUUUUCUUCAUGUUUACAUGGAAUUAAAUGGCAUACGAGUCACUUUCACUCCGCUCCCACUGUCCCUUUGGGGUCAGGGUCAGGGCAGGUAAUUUAACCUCUCUGGCCCUCAGUUUUCCCAUCUCAUCUGUGAGAUGUUAAUGAUGAUGACACCAUCCUCACAGGGUUGCCCUGAAGAUUCUAUGAGAUAUACGUGUAAAGGGCUUAGCCAAGUGCCAUGCCUGGCACGUAAUAAGCAGUCAACAACAUCCGCUAAUGAUGCAGGGAGGGCAGGUGCCCCAAAUCCCAGUUAGCCAACAGGGAAAGUGAAGCUUGGUGAUUUCAAGACUAGUAAAUAUCAGGGACAAAAACCAAGGUCACCUGACCCAGAAAUCUAGGGCUCUGAGCUCACCCCCACCAGGAUGCCUCUCUUUGUUGGGCACCCCCUUGGGAGGAGGAAAGAAAGGACAAUGAUACUUCUUCCAUGUCUUUGGAUGGCAAAACCCACCUUCUUUGAGCAGCCUCCCCAGCUGCCUCUGGAACACCCAACAACAGACUUAGGGGCUGGCUCUGGUGUUGGGUCUAUGCCACUGUCUGCCUCCAACCCCAGGCCCCCACAUCCACCCCUGCAGCCUGGCUUUCAGAGAGUCCUUCUGGGAUAUAACCAUAGAGUAGGAAGUUAGCCUGUGGGAUCUCAGCCAUAUCAGCCCCCUCAGCCUCCAGACGUCCCACCUCCACAUUCUCUCCCUAACCCUUCCCAAGACCUGCCCUGGGGUGGGGCAGGCAGCAUAGGAUGUGAAAACCCUGAGAGCUAUGGAGUAUGCAGACCUGGGCUUAAAUCCCAACACUGCCACUUAAGGCCACCAGACUUUCCUAGUCUCCUCAUUGGUAAAAAUGAGGUUAAAAAAAAAAAAAGAACUAAAAAGACUUCUAAGGGUACAUUCCCCAGUGGCCUAGAGGUCCCUUGGAGACUUCAUUCACAUGGUAUGCCCAUGACUAAAGAGCUAGGUGUUACCCCUCCCAGGGCCCUGUGGAUAGAGAUGGACUGGGAUAGAGGAGUAAAGCCCAGGGGCAGGGACAGCCGCUAGUGGUGGGGUGAGCAAGAGGUGUUGGGAGCAGUGGGAUUCCCCGAUGUCCUUGGAUUCACUGUACCUCCCCGGUUGCUUCUCUGCCUGGGGAUUUCCUAAUCCAUGGCUUAAGGGGUGGUUCGAGGCUGAGUCCUGCCCCUGCCAGGCAUUGAAAAGAGAACCAACUCCUCCUCCCCUACCCCACAGGUGAGACUGAGGCUUGGGGGAGGACCCUGAGGACCUAGCCUGUCGUAGCCUAGGACAAGUCCCUGCACAGCACUCCUCCCUGACUGGGCUAGCCCUGUACCCUUCCCUUCCUGCUCUGGGGCUGGCAGAGGGGCCUCUGAGGUGCCAGGGAAGGCAUUUCAGCUCCGGGGGGCAAACACUUAGUGAGUACCUACUGUGUGCCAGGCACUCUGCCAGAGCUUGGAAGUGAGAGAGGAAAUUAUAGAAGAGUCCUGUAUGCAUGAGGUCACAGAGUGGAGGGGGCAGCAGACAGCCCCAUCAGAGCACCUGUCCUGCUAAAACGGGAACAAGACAGAAUAGCAGCUGAGACCUGCCCGUCCAUGACUGCACAAGCCUGGGGGGUUCAGGGGAGGUGGGGUUGGGAAGAAAAUGAUGUCAUUGCUUUUCUCUGAAUCUUUUCCCUAUAGCUGGAUUCUUUGGGCCUUCUUUAGAGGCGUGACCCAGGGCAGGGGGCAGAAAGCGGUUAUACUUUGAGAAUCCUGAAUGUUCCAGCCUAGAAGGAAUCAUCUCUUACAGCCCAGUCUCCUAUGUUUUAUGUUUCAGGAGACCGAAACAUGAGAGGGAAAGUGACUUGCUAGAGUCACACAGCCAGUUCAGUGCAGAGCUAGGAGCAGAAGCCUGCCCUGCUAACUCCCUGCCUGCUGUUCUUCCCACCCCACCCUAGACAUAGCUACACACAUGCACACACACCAGGACCAGGAUGGCACCAAGAGCACUCCGUGGGCUUCAGCUCUGGCCACUGUGUGUGCCCUCCAGGCAGGUGUGCUGGGGUGUGUGAGAGGAGACAAAGUGCAGGUCCUCGUGCAAAGGUGCCUGUGUCGGUGGCCAUGAUGUCGCCGCAGAUGCUUACCCCGCAACAGAUGCAGCAGAUCCUGUCACCCCCGCAGCUGCAGGCCUUGCUCCAGCAGCAGCAAGCCCUCAUGCUCCAGCAGCUGCAGGAGUACUACAAGAAGCAGCAGGAGCAGCUCCAUCUGCAACUCCUCACCCAGCAGCAGGCUGGGAAGCCACAGCCCAAAGAGGCGCUGGGGAACAAGCAGCUGGCCUUCCAGCAGCAGCUCCUGCAAAUGCAACAGUUGCAGCAGCAGCACCUGCUCAACCUGCAGAGGCAGGGGCUGGUCAGCCUGCAGCCCAACCAAGCCUCGGGGCCCCUCCAGACCCUUCCGCAAGCCUCCCCUGUCUCUCCCACAGCAGCUGUUUGCCCAACAGACCUGCCCCAGCUGUGGAAGGGUGAGGGUGCCCCCGGGCAGCCUGCCGAGGACAGCGUCAAGCAGGAGGGGCUGGACCUCACUGGCACGGCCGCCACCGCUACCUCGUUCGCUGCUCCCCCCAAGGUCUCACCCCCCCUCUCCCACCAUACCCUGCCCAACGGACAGCCCACUGUGCUCACAUCUCGGAGAGACAGCUCUUCCCAUGAGGAGACCCCCGGCUCCCACCCCCUGUACGGACACGGAGAGUGCAAGUGGCCAGGCUGUGAGACCCUGUGCGAAGACCUGGGCCAGUUUAUCAAACACCUCAACACAGAGCAUGCCCUGGAUGACCGGAGCACAGCCCAGUGCCGGGUACAGAUGCAGGUGGUGCAGCAGCUGGAGAUCCAGCUCGCCAAGGAGAGCGAGCGGCUGCAGGCCAUGAUGGCCCACCUGCACAUGCGGCCCUCGGAACCCAAGCCCUUCAGCCAGCCACUGAACCCGGUCCCCGGCUCCUCCUCAUUCUCCAAGGUGACCGUCUCUGCAGCAGACUCGUUCCCAGAUGGUCUCGUGCAUCCCCCGACCUCGGCCGCAGCCCCUGUCACCCCCCUACGGCCCCCUGGCCUGGGCUCUGCCUCCCUGCAUGGUGGAGGCCCAGCCCGUCGGAGAAGCAGUGACAAGUUCUGCUCCCCCAUCUCCUCAGAGCUGGCCCAGAAUCAUGAGUUCUACAAGAACGCCGACGUCCGGCCCCCCUUCACCUACGCCUCCCUCAUCCGCCAGGCCAUCCUGGAAACCCCUGACAGGCAGCUGACCCUGAAUGAGAUCUAUAACUGGUUCACCAGGAUGUUCGCCUAUUUCCGCAGAAACACUGCCACCUGGAAGAAUGCCGUGCGCCACAACCUCAGCCUGCACAAGUGCUUCGUCCGCGUGGAGAACGUCAAAGGUGCUGUGUGGACUGUGGAUGAGCGGGAGUAUCAGAAGCGGAGACCGCCAAAGAUGACAGGGAGCCCCACCCUGGUGAAGAACAUGAUCUCGGGCCUCAGCUAUGGAGCACUUAAUGCCAGCUACCAGGCCGCCCUGGCCGAGAGCAGCUUCCCCCUCCUCAACAGCCCUGGCAUGCUGAACCCUGGCUCCGCCAGCAGCCUCCUGCCCCUCAGCCACGAUGACGUGGGUGCCCCCGUGGAGCAGCUGCCCAGCAACGGCAGCAGCAGCCCUCCUCGCCUCUCCCCACCCCAGUACAGCCACCAGGUGCAGGUGAAGGAGGAGCCAGCAGAGGCGGAGGAAGACAGGCAGCCCGGGCCUCCCCUGGGUACCCCUAACCCCAGCGCCUCGGGGCCUCCAGAAGACAGAGACCUGGAGGAGGAGCUGCCGGGAGAAGAACUGUCCUAAGGGCCUGUAGGGACCGACAGGGCUGGGGUGAGACCCCUCCCUUCCAGAAUCCAGGCCCCAUCUCCCCUCACUCCACAGCCCCUCCCGAGCCUCAAGGCAAGUCCAGGACUCAGAUUGGGGAGGCCCGGGCCAGCAGCUCCCAGUGUGACCUGACAAAAACACGUGGGGGCAGGGACGGUCCCCACCCCCAGGGACACAGCCCCUGGUCUGGGACCAGCAGAGGACACGGAGGGUUCAGACCCCUCCUCAGACCCUCCCCACAUCUGAAACCGCCUCCCCCCUACCACCAGCAGCAGCAGGGCCCUCCUCCCCCACCAGCUCUCCCCACAGGGCCCCUCAGCACCAUGGAGACCCGCAGGCGGGGCUUAGCCACCCCUGUCAAACCCAGGGCCCCCUGGCACCUGGCUCUGGCCGUGUUUUCUGGCCAGAGGCCCCCACUCUCCUAACUCGUUCCUCCGCCUUUUCCAUACUGUGAAGAAAGAACUCUCCACCCCCAGCUCCCACCCUGCCGUGGCCUGGGUAGAGGAACUGAAGUUCCAGACCAUCCCCAGAAGAAACAGCCCCCUCUGCUGCUGGGGUGGGACUGUGUGUGCCCUGUGGGGGUCCGUGCGAGCAGGCCCACCUGGCUCCAGCCCUGCCCCCAACCUGAGACAGAACCAGGCUGAGCCAGGCCUCCACCCCCACCCCCACCCCUGUUUGCUGGGGGCUCCUCCAGCCACCCCCAUAGGAAGAGGCCUGGUACCGCCUCACCCACAGAGGUCUGUGCCAGGUGUGCUUCUGCAGGUGGAGCCAAGCUCCCCCUGAGGCCAGAGGCGGGGCCUGGGCCGGGAGCCCAGGAGAAGGCCAGGCUGGACCCCGGCUCCACACCCACAUCCAGCCUGCAGGCCUCUCUGCAGUCCUCUUACCCUCUCUCAGCUCCCCUUCCUCUGCAGUCGCCCUCAGCUCCCCUGCCCUGCCCGCCUCCCACCCCCGCCCCUCCACCUGCCCCAGUUAAACGGAUGACCAAAGACCUUUCUUAUGCCGGAAGCAAAAACCAAAACUUUUUGUUGGCUUUUUCCUUUGUCGCCUCCCCAGCACCUGCCCUCCCAGUCUCCCACCUCGGCCCCAGGCUGGAAGCCCUCCCUCCACUUAAGUUAUUGUUUUAAACCAAAGUUUACAGUGUCUGUUGGUGGCCAAGACCCUCUCUCUCCACCCCUCCUCCAUCCACCCCGAGGACCCUGGGGCUCAGUGGAGGCAGGGCCCUGCUCCCCUCCCCUCUGCUCCUGCCCAGCCUGGGGGAAGGAGAAAGGAGGGGAGGAAGCGGGUUCUCACCCUCUCGGGAGUGGGCAUGGGAGCCCUCCUCCCCGACCCUGGGCUGCUUCCUGGGGGCUCUCCAGACCCCUCUCUAGGACCAAGUCACUCGUUGUGCUGGGAGUGUGGAUUCCAGCAAAAGAGCUGGAAAAAAGUGAGACUCUCCACAGACCCCCUAUGGGGGACCCCAACUCAAGGCCAAGGACUGGGCGUAUCGGAUGCUCAUAACACCCCUGGCCUGGCCCCUUUACUGAGAAGACUCCUUGGAUAUUUCCCAAGAAUCCCCCACAUACACCCCUCACAAGCCACCCCUCCUGAGAGGCAGGGGGCCCUCUGCCCCCUCCCCAUGUAUUCCCCACCUGUGUUCCGUUUGACCAGCACAGAAAUAUUAAACGUCCUCUAUUCACCGGG